Saccostrea echinata is the source of this 695-nucleotide messenger RNA. RefSeq names its product C-type lectin mannose-binding isoform-like. Lineage: Eukaryota; Metazoa; Mollusca; Bivalvia; Ostreida; Ostreidae. The record is from RefSeq and is a predicted model, not a curated record. Gene Ontology annotation, cellular component: plasma membrane. Bases 1 to 660 code for a protein of 219 amino acids. The transcript has 5 exons.
AUGAACCACUAUGUUCUGACUGCUAAUGGGAGGUACGUCUGUGCCGAGUUGGGAGGGACUCUGGCCCACCUGGAGACGAAGGAAGAAAGUGAUUUCCUGGAGGAGAUUGUGUACAAUGAAGCCUACAUUGGGUGCCUCAAUGACGGGAUUACUCGGCUCUUUGAUGGAGAUUUUUACUAUAGUAAAGUGAUGACCAAUAAAAUGUGUAUACAAAAAUGCAGACAACAUUACUUCAAGUUUGCUGGAACACAGUAUUUUGGACAGUGUUUCUGUGGGAACGCGACAUGGAAAAAAUUUCAAAAACAUGGCCAGUCCCCAGAGGGAGAAUGUAAACUACCUUGUUACGGAAACAAAGGGGAGAGUUGUGGAGGACAUUGGAAAUUAUCCGUUUAUUUAACAGGGGGCUGGAAGCACUGGGUAGGGGGAACAGAUAUGUUAGAGGAGGGAGAGUGGAUAUGGUUCCCAGGUAAUACACCUUUGACGUAUACCGAUUGGCUCUCCACUGAACCAGACAACCAGCUGCACUCUUCAUUAGAGAAGGAACACUGCAUGUCUCUGUCUCCAAGUGUGUACGGAUCGUACAAAUGGAGCGACGAAAUUUGCAGCAAACACUUGUUUUUUAUUUGUGAAAGAAAUGCUAUAAAGACACGCCACCGUUAGCGCUAAAUUUUACGAUUUGAAAAAAAAGAUCUUCA